AUGGCAACGGUAGCAUUAAAAUGUCCGUUUUUGGCUCAGUUAACAUUGCAACAAGUUCGAAAUUCUGCUCAACAUAUUUUAAACGUCGGCUCAACAAGUUGUCCAUAUUACAGUAAAUUAGUAAGAAAAAAUAGCGUAUAUACUGGCACACAGCACUCUGAAACAGCACGUCCAAUGCCUUCAAUGCCAUACACUCACGAGGAAAUUAUGACAGUUCAUAAGCAAAUUAUCAAUGAACAAAAACAGUCGUUAGCGGUGAAGCCAAUGCAUGAAUUACCAAAGAAACAAUCAACAGCAGCACCGAAAGAACCGUACCCACAUUCCUAUGGAGACAUUAUUAUUUCAACGGAAUGUCAAGAUCUACAAUGUCCAUUUCUUAAAAAAACACCAAUUAUGCUCAAACGAACCCCCCUGGAUGAAGAUACAAUUGAAAUUAACGAAAAUUUCGGAAAAACAGCAACAGUAACAACAGUAGAAGCAUCGAAACCAAAAUCAUUUGAAUAUCAGGCAUUUUUUAACGAGAAAAUUGAAGAGAAAAAACGUGACAAUUCCUAUCGUAUAUUUAAACGUGUUCAACGGCAAAGUGGUUUAUUUCCACAAGCAGAAGAAAAGACGGACGAUGAUACACGGUUGAUUACUAUAUGGUGUAGUAACGAUUAUUUAGGUUUAGGACAACAUCCGAAACUGAAAAGAGCAGUUAUAUCAACUAAAUGUUUUUUAAUGUAUAGAGAUACUGUUAACAUGCACGGAUCAGGCUCAGGUGGUACACGAAAUAUAUCUGGAACAACUCCGUUACAUGAUAAUCUUGAAAAAUUAUUAGCACGUUUACAUCAGAAAGAAGCUGCCUUGUUAUUUACAUCUUGUUAUGUGGCAAAUGAUACAACAUUAUUCACACUAGCAAAAUUAUUACCAAAUUGUCAAAUAUUUUCUGAUAGCGGUAAUCAUGCAUCGAUGAUACAAGGCAUACGAAAUAGUCAAGUGCCGAAGCAUAUCUUUCGACACAAUGAUAUUGAACAUCUAGAACAUUUACUUAAGAAAAUACCACAACAUGUACCAAAAAUAGUCGCAUUUGAAACUGUACACUCAAUGGAUGGUUCCAUUUGUGAUUUGGAAUCGAUGAUUGAUGUAGCCCAUCGGUAUGGUUCAAUAACAUUUAUUGAUGAAGUACAUGCUGUUGGUCUUUAUGGUGAAAAUGGAGCAGGUGUAGGUGAACGUGAUCAGGUACUACAUAAAAUGGACAUUAUCUCUGGUAAAGCUUUUGGAAGUAUUGGUGGUUACAUAGCGAGUACAUCAAAAAUGACCGAUUUUAUAAGAAGUUAUGGUUCAGGUUUUAUCUUUACAACAUCUUUACCGCCAACAGUAUUAGCUAGUGCUACCGCUGCCAUUGAGAUUUCAAUGAGUGAUGAAGGGCGCUAUUUGCGUCAGAAACAGCAAGAAAAUGUUUGUGAAUUACGAUCAAAGUUGAUUGAUGCUGGUUUACCCGUUAUGGUUGCUCCUAGUCAUAUUAUUCCGAUACAUGUUGGAGAUGCAGCAAUAGCUACUGAAUUAUGUAAUGAUUUAUUAAGCAAAUAUUCACUAUACAUUCAAUCAAUUAAUUAUCCAACAGUUGAACGUGGCACUGAACGUUUACGUAUAGCUCCCACGCCACAUCAUACAUCAGCAAUGAUUGAUUAUCUCGUUCAAUCUUUAACACAUGUAUGGCAAAAUAUUGGUCUUCAACUUACACAAGACAAUGAACGAAUUGCAACAAGACAACAUGGAUGA
This is a messenger RNA of Didymodactylos carnosus, 1764 nucleotides long. The record is from the annotation of a GenBank genome assembly. NCBI's taxonomy places the organism in Eukaryota, Metazoa, Rotifera, Eurotatoria, Philodinida, Philodinidae.